CAGACGUCCAGCAGCUGAUGGGUAAUCCAGAAGAAGUUUCCCCUCAGUCAGGGGGGAGCUCCACUUUGAAGCAGGAGACUCCACAACCACCCUGCAUUAAAAAGGAAGAGGAGGAACUCUGCAUCACUCAGGAGGGAGAGUGUCUUCUAGGACGAGAGGAACCUGAUUACACCAAGUUUCCACUGACUGUUGUCUCUGUGAAGACUGAAGAUGAUGAAGAGAAACCACAAGUAGACAACCUCUUAGCUCCACUAUCAGAUAGUGAGGCUGAAGAUGAGGUUGAAGAACCUUUGAGCAGCGAUAAAGACUGUGAAGGUGACAUGAGGACUCACACUGACAACAAACACUCUGAAUGCUCUUCAAAGAAGAGAGACGUCCAGCAGCUGAUCUUUAAUCCAGAAGAAGUUUCCCCUCAGUCAGGGGGGAGCUCCACUUUGAAGCAGGAGACUCCACAACCACCCUGCAUUAAAAAGGAAGAGGAGGAACUCUGCAUCACUCAGAAGGGAGAGUGUCUUCUAGGACGAGAGGAAGCUGAUUACACCAAGUUGCAACUGACUCUUGUCUCUGUGAAGACUGAAGAUGACGAAAAGAAACCACAAGUAGACAACCUCUUAGCUCCACUAUCAGAUAGUGAGGCUGAAGACGAGCUUGAAGAACCUUUGAGCAGCGAUACAGACUGUGAAGGUGACAUGAGGACUCACACUGACAACAAACACUCUGAAUGCUCUUCAAAGAAGAGAGACGUCCAGCAGCUGAUGAGUAAUCCAGAAGAAGUUUCCCCUCAGUCAGGGGGGAGCUCCACUUUGAAGCAGGAGACUCCACAACCACCCUGCAUUAAAAAGGAAGAGGAGGAACUCUGCAUCACUCAGGAGGGAGAGUGUCUUCUAGGACGAGAGGAAGCUGAUUACACCAAGUUUCCACUGACUAUUGUCUCUGUGAAGACUGAAGAUGAUGAAGAGAAACCACAAGUAGACAACCUCUUAGCUCCACUAUCAGAUAGUGAGGCUGAAGACGAGGUUGAAGAACCUUUGAGCAGCGAUACAGACUGUGAAGGUGAUAUGAGGACUCACACUGACAACAAACACUCAGAAUGCUCAACAAAGAAGAGAGGUAAAACAUGUUUGAGCUGCUCAGUUUGUGCUAAAGUUUUUACUAAAAUGUGCCAUUUGACUCAACACAUGAGAACACACUCAGGUGAAAAAACAUUCAGUUGUUCAGUUUGUGGCAAAAGCUUUCCUCUAAAUGUUCGUUUGACUGAACACAUGAGAACACACACAAGUGAAAAAACAAUUAGUUGUUCAGUUUGUUGCAAAAGCUUUUCUUGUACAAGCAAUUUGACCAAACACAUGAGAAGACACACAGGCGAAAAACCAUUUAGUUGUUCAGUUUGUGGCAAAAGCUUUUCUGUUAAGAGCACUUUGAUUGAACACAAGAGAACACACACAGGGGAAAAACCAUUUAGUUGUUCAGUUUGUUGCAAAAGCUUUUCUCAAAAUAGCCAUUUGACUGUACACAAGAGAACACACACAGGAGAAAAAACAUUCAACUGUUCAGUUUGUGGCAAAAGCUUUUUUGGUAAGAGCAAUUUGACUGAACACAUGAGAACUCACACAGGUGAAAAACCGUUUAGUUGUUCAGUUUGUUGCAAAAGCUUUUCUGGUAAGACCAAUUUGGCAGGACACAUGAGAUCGCACACAGGUGAAAAACCAUUUAGUUGUUCAGUUUGUGGCAAAAGCUUUUCUUUUAAGAGCACUUUGAAUGAACACAAGAGAACACACACAGGGGGAAAAGCAUUUAAGUGUUCAGUUUGUGGAAAAAGCUUUUCUGCUAAGAGCAAUUCAACGAAACACAUGAGAACACACACAGGUGAAAAGCCAUGUAAGUGUUCAGUUUGUGGCAAAAGCUUUUCUAAAAACAGCCAAUUGACUAGACACGUGACAACACACGCAGGUGACAAAGUAUUUAAUUAGUUAUUUGUGAUAUGUACAUUUUCAUAAUGUGCUUGUUCUAUUUUGGGCCGAAAUAAAAUAAAGAAAACAAUCUGAAGUUAGCUAAAAUGAGUUUGACAGCCCUGCUGUAACCUGACUCAUGUGAGCAGGUUACUGUAUAAACACAUUUUGUUAUAAGUUAUAAAAAUGUGUUCAGUUCUCAGAGACACAUCAGUAGUUGUCUGCUCUCUGUCCUGACCAAGAGUUUCGGUCGUCAUACAUCAAACAACUACUGAGGUUGUUGGUGCUUUGUCUCCCUGUUUUGUUCACUUUUUGACACUUUGGGAUUUCAAAUAAAUGUUUGUAAACUGUUA
Messenger RNA from Nerophis ophidion (straightnose pipefish), 2302 nucleotides. Its product is annotated as gastrula zinc finger protein XlCGF57.1-like. Gene Ontology annotation, biological process: regulation of transcription by RNA polymerase II. Gene Ontology annotation, molecular function: RNA polymerase II cis-regulatory region sequence-specific DNA binding; DNA-binding transcription factor activity, RNA polymerase II-specific. The transcript is spliced from 3 exons. Gene Ontology annotation, cellular component: nucleus. The record is from RefSeq and is a predicted model, not a curated record. Bases 18 to 1970 code for a protein of 650 amino acids. NCBI's taxonomy places the organism in Eukaryota, Metazoa, Chordata, Actinopteri, Syngnathiformes, Syngnathidae.